AUGAGUGUAUUUCGGUUUCCAAAGAUGUUACUUAAAGAGAUUGAAACUAUGAUUGCUAAAUUAUGGUGGAGCCAUAAAAAGGGUGGUAAAGGAAUUAAUUGGAAGUGUUGGAACAGUCUUGGCACAGAAAAAAGCAUGGGAGGGUUAGGAUUUCAUAACCUAAUCUGUUUUAACAGAGCUUUACUUGCUAAACAAGAGUGGAGAAUCAUUCAAGAGCCUUCUUCAUUGAUGGCUCAAAUUUAUAAAGAGAAGUACUUUCCAACAGGCCACUAUGUGGAUGCAAAACUAGGCUACUGUCCAUCUCAAAUUUGGAGGAGCAUUUGGCCUGUUAUGGAUUUGGUUAAGGUUGAGUUUGUUUGGAGAGUUGGUAAUGGAAAGAGUGUUAAAGUAUGGAAAGAUAAAUGGGUGCCAAUCCCUUCCACCUUUCAGAUUCAAUCACCUAUUACCAUUUUGGAGCCAAAUGCAACAGGGGAUGUUCUGAUAGAUGAGGAGAGUAAGACUUGGAGAAAAGAGCAUGUUCAUGAUGUUUUUAGACAAGAGGAGGCCCACUGUAUUUGCAGCAUUCCUAUCAGGGAUAGGGGAUGGAUGAUAAAAUUAUUUGGGGUUUAUCUGACAAGGGGAUCUUUUCUAUGA
Messenger RNA from Juglans regia (Persian walnut), 633 nucleotides. RefSeq lists its product as uncharacterized. The record is from RefSeq and is a predicted model, not a curated record. The coding region runs from base 1 to 633 and encodes 210 amino acids. The transcript has a single exon. Lineage: Eukaryota; Viridiplantae; Streptophyta; Magnoliopsida; Fagales; Juglandaceae.